Papilio xuthus (Asian swallowtail) is the source of this 5252-nucleotide messenger RNA. RefSeq names its product POU-domain protein pdm3 (gene pdm3). NCBI's taxonomy places the organism in Eukaryota, Metazoa, Arthropoda, Insecta, Lepidoptera, Papilionidae. Gene Ontology annotation, molecular function: RNA polymerase II cis-regulatory region sequence-specific DNA binding; DNA-binding transcription factor activity, RNA polymerase II-specific. The coding region runs from base 419 to 2284 and encodes 621 amino acids. The record is from RefSeq and is a predicted model, not a curated record. The transcript has 14 exons. Gene Ontology annotation, biological process: regulation of transcription by RNA polymerase II.
UCUGGCGCGGUCGGCCGUGUUUGUGUUAGCUCGUGUCACGGCCACAGACUAAAAAAAAAACAUUUCGCGCGUCUUUUGACAGCUAAUUCGAAAGUUUCCUGUGCGUUCGGAAAUCGUAACCGAGUCACAAGUGUCGUUCUAAGAACCGAAUCGAAGGAUAUUGGAGAGGUAAUUUGCAGUGUUAAUUAUUGGCUCGCGGUGGCCGUUUGAGACGCUACAAAGUGAUGAAUCAGCGAACGCCGGCUAAUUAACAGCGCAGCUACGAAAACAAAUCUUGACACCUUCAACUGCCGCUGUGUAUUUAACGUGAAAGGCAGCGGCCGGCAGCAAGCUGUUUUACCCUUACCUGAAGACUUCAUCCCUACACAGGGACUUCCUGUUUGCCAGUGGCUCCGAGGCCAUUGCAAUCACAGCCUUUAUGAAAAAUGAAAAUCCCUAUGCGUGGGUAUCGAAUGGACGGGACAUUGAAACUAGGAGCUAUAACGAGUCGGGAUGCGAGGCUGACAUGCUGGAGGGCGCGGAGCUGGGCCGGCACUCGCCGCCCCGGCCGCAGCAGGAGCCCAUCAAUCUCAAGAAUGAGCAGGCGGAGUCGGACCGUGAGAGCGGCGCGAGCUCGCCAGAAGGCGGCGGCCGACUGCCGGCCGAAGCGCGUUCGCCGUCGCCGCGCGCGCGCUCCCCCCACCACAACACACACUUGAAUGGCUCCAUGGCAUCGAUGUUCCAAAACCUCCAGAACUUGGCGAGCAUGCAGCAGAACAUGGCGCCGAUGUCUCAGCAGCAGAUGUCCCAACAGAUGUCCCAGCAGAUGUCCCAGCUAGCCGCCAACCUGCAGGGCCUCAACUCUAUGCCAUCCAACCCUGUCAUCAACUCGCCCUUGAACCUCAGCGUUAGUGCCCCAGCAGGCAUGGGGUCGCCGACGCCUGUGGGCAAUAGCAGCAUGCUACCGCCUGCGCUGCCCUCGCCCAUGCCGCAGCUGAUCCUUGCCUCCGGUCAGCUGGUGCAGGGAAUACAGGGCGCGCAGCUCCUCAUACCCACCUCGCAGGGAAUUGCGACGCAAACCAUCCUCACGAUACCCGUCAAUCACGUGAACUCAAACGACCAAAUGGUCAACUUGGCGCUGAACAAUGGCCAAGUGGUGUCAACAUCAUUAGCCAAUCUCCAAGCGAUGGCCCAACCUCACCAGCUACUCAACUCUAACCCGCAACAGCCGGCUAACAUUCGACCCAACAUGCUAAACCCGACGCUAUCGAACGCGCUACUGAACCCGGGUUUGCCAAACUUCUUGACCAACGGAGCUACCAAUGCUCAAGAGCUAUUACAAGCACUUCAACAACAACCGCAAGGGAAUCACAACCUUCUGCAAACAGUGCAACAGAACAAUUUGCCGCAGCAGAUGCAGGGCAGGCGGUCGUCUUCGCCGCGCUCCGACAGGCAUUACAAGGAGAGGGAGAACUUUGACAGAUUUGGUGGAGGUCCCAGAGAGAGGAAUGAAAGGGACAAUGUUGGUGCAGCUGCUUUAAACAGUAUUAACAGGCUUGCUGCGUCGAAUGGCGAGAUUACAAUCACGACAUCACACGCGAGCGGCGCGCCGUGCAGCUCGACGAGCUGCUCAAACUCUUCGCCGCAUGCGCCUGUCAAGCUCUCGCCGGGAUCCAUCAAGUCGCCGCCCCAGGAAGAUGCGGACUUGCUAGCAGAUUCGCCAAACCAACCCACCAUCAGUCAGUCUUCUGGUAACGUGGUGGAUGGCAUUAACCUCGAGGACAUUAAGGAGUUUGCGAAGGCGUUCAAGCUACGCCGGCUCGGCCUCGGCCUGACGCAGACACAAGUUGGGCAGGCGCUAUCCGUCACCGAAGGACCAGCGUAUAGCCAAAGCGCAAUUUGCAGUGCCCUGGCUUCGCAGAUGCUAGCAGCUCAGCUGUCAUCACAGCAACAAAACAUAUUUGAGAAAUUGGAUAUAACACCAAAAAGUGCGCAGAAAAUCAAACCGGUGCUCGAACGUUGGAUGAAGGAAGCCGAAGAGAGGUACGCUUCCGGACAGAACCAUUUGACGGACUUCAUCGGGAUGGAGCCAAGUAAAAAACGCAAACGACGGACAUCUUUCACGCCUCAAGCUCUGGAACUUCUCAACGCACAUUUUGAAAGGAACACCCAUCCUUCAGGCACGGAGAUCACCGGACUAGCGCAUCAGUUAGGAUACGAGCGGGAAGUCAUCAGAAUAUGGUUCUGCAACAAGCGCCAAGCGCUCAAGAACACAGUUCGCAUGAUGUCCAAGGGAAUUGUCUAAACCGUACAACAAAAUCUAGCAAAUUAAUUCCAUUACACGACUACAAGAAUGAAUCCGGCAAAUAGUGAUGGGUGAUGUCGAUAGUUUCGCUUCAAAAAAAGCACGUAGAAAUUUUCAACGUGACACCAUUUUUUUUUUUGCAAUAUUCUAAAUAAUCGAUAUUCCCUUCCUAUGUAUCGUUUUAAUCAACAUUUGGCCUUAACAUGAAUCUGAAACGAUUCCAGCCAAGAUUAUAAAAGUAAGCUAUGAUUUUUUUUUUAAUAAAAAAAUAAUUGUUAAAAUACAAUUUUCGACUGAUAUAUUCGUCUCGUAGAUACUUUUACAAUGAUAUGAGUGGUAUGUGUAGUUUAUAAAUAUAGGUGUUUAGUACAAAAGACAAAAGUACGCAUUAUAAUGAACUUAUGUAACCAAAAUUGAUUUCAAACUAUUUCAAUAUUACUAUAACGUUUAGGAAUGGAAUAUUAUUUACGGCAUUUAGCCUCGAAUUCUUAUUAUAUAAAGCAUAAGGUCAAAAUUCCUCAAAAUUGUGCACACAUUUAUAUAUUAUUUUCUUAUAUUAUUUGUUAUAUAAUUGCAUUUUGUAAAUAAGUACAAUAAACCGAAGUCUCGGCGUCAAAGCGAAGUAGAUAAUAGACAUUAAUUUAUUUGAAUACUCCUGAUUUGAUUAUGUUGUUCUUAGUGAAUGUCGCACUAUAGUUAUUUAGUAGUAUGGAUAUUAAGUAGUCAGAAUGUCUUGUAUUAGUGGCCUACUGAGAGUUCUUUCAAAUAUUAGUUUCUGUUGAUAGAUAGGCAUGAAGCGAUAUUAUGUAUAGAUUUAAUUACAUGUACGAUGUCGUAAAUUGUAUAUAUUAUUCACGUAUUUUUAGUUCAUUAAAAUGUAUUAUUAUUUUUACGUACCUAUGAUAGGUAAGUCCUAGCUUUUUAAGAUAUUUAGUAAAUCAAGUUGGGUUUCUGUUGCUAAUAAUCUUUUUUAAACGAUUAAAUGUUUGCCUUAAUUUAAAAAAUUUGCAAAUUGUUUGUUUAUAUUGUAAGGCAUUUUUAAAUACGAAAUACAUAUAACAGGAGGUCUUAACACGUUAUAAAAAAAAAUUAGUGUGCACAUUUUUUGAGAUGAUACAAAUAAAAAAAAACUAAUAAAAUUACCUCGCAUUUGGAAAGUAGAUUUUGAAAGAUUAUAUACAAAUAGAGUUUUGGAAAAAAAUUAAAUUAUAUAUUUAUGUUUUAGAUCCUCAAAAAAAGUGCACACUGAACUUAUGAAGUUCCGAAAACAUUUUUAUUUUUCCAACAAAAAAAAAACAUUUAACGCAAUAGUAAAGCAAAUAAUUUAAAUAACGAACAACAUUAGAAGUGACAGGAUCAUUUCUGAGCUAAUGUAACUUCGUAGUAAGUUUUUUUUUAACAAUAUGUACGCCUUCGUUCGCACGGACGCUUUUUUAACGCCGCGUUAAAGUGACAAACGAGAAUGUCGUUGGCAAAAAAUCAUUUCGUUUGAACAGCAUUUCUAUGAACAGAUGGAAAUGCAUUUGUUUUAUUUGAACGCUUUUUUAACGCGCGAUUAAAUAACGCCCGUGUGAAUGAGAGGUUUGUAUAAAUAUUUAAGUUGUAAAGCUAGUGUAGGACCUGCUGUUAAGUGUAUUACGAUAGCAAUAAGGCUGUAAAUUAAUGUAUGUUAAUGACCAAUGAAAACCAACUUGUGAUCAUUAAUAUUUGUACUGUUACCUACUACUGUAACAAGAGUCGUUAAAAAAUAAUAUUAUAAAAAAAAAUUGAACAUAUUUUUCGGCUGUUGAAAAAUUGUAAAUACAAUAUUAAGAAUAAAAAAAAAAACUAUUUGGAUUAAUAUUUAGGAAACAAAGGUGAAAAAAAAUAUUAUCGAAAUUUAUAUUUUCAAAAAUUAUUACAAGUGCAAAAAAAAAUGUGUAUUUAAUGAAAGAAAAAUCGAGGAAUGUUCGGCCAUAAUCUAAAUUAAUGUUAUAAGAAAAACGGGAUUUUUUAUCGACUACAACACAUCACUACAACCACGAGAAGCAGUAAGGUAAACAGACAAUCGAUAAGUGUGACGCGAUAUUGCUUUUAUAUACAUAUGUACUUAUAUUUAUGGAAUCAGGUUGUUUUUAUAAUUAUUUUCUGGCAUCUCAAAUUUUCAACAAACCAAUUCUAUAUGGAUUAAAUAAAAAGAAAAUUCUCUUGCUUCAGCCAUAUGUUGCCCACAGCUGGGCAUAGGCUUCUACCAAAUACAGCCACAAAAAAAAUUACAAAUGAAAAUCCAUAUCCUCUGCCUACCCCUCUGGGUUACGGAUAUGUUUAACUAUCAAUGGAAUUCAGUAGAUUGUAACAUGUAACACGAAAUAUAAUAUAUUAAAAAAAAACAGAAAACCGCAGCCGUGUUUAAACUUUUUCCAUAAUCGCGGUAUCCGUAACUUAUGCCCCAAAUAUUAGAUUUAACUGGUUAUAACUAGUAUUCCAUAUCUUAUAUGCAAUCAUUAAUAAAUUAUGUUUUAAACAUUUGUUCCUCUAUUUCCAUUGAAAGUAACGAAUCAAUAGUUUUUGUGAAGCAGAAUCUUAGGAUGUUACUCGUGCUAGUACCAGUAAAUAAAAUUAAAAAAAAAAACCUGAUUCCCCACAAACAUUAGCGUAAUAGAACGAAGCAUAGAAUGCUAAGUACAAAUAAUAAUUUUAACGUUAAAACUGCUAGUCCCGUUAUAAUAAAGCUAUUUUUAAAUAAAUAACGCGGCAAAAUCGCGUCGCACCACUGGUUUUCAUGAUCCGCAUGUAUAAUCUAUAAUAAAAUAGUUUAAAUACAAUUAUAAAGGUCUACUACACAUAACUUCAUCUGUAACACAUAUUCAAACCAAACUGUAACAAUAUGUAAUAGUGUAUUAAUUUUUUUCUUCCUGUAACGGUACCGAAUGAAAGACUAUGGCUGCUGGUUUACGAAAAGGGGCGGAUUAAAGGCAGAUAACUGUUU